Molecule: messenger RNA, 1417 nt
Organism: Astyanax mexicanus (Mexican tetra)
Lineage: Eukaryota; Metazoa; Chordata; Actinopteri; Characiformes; Acestrorhamphidae
Product: olfactory receptor 10J1-like
Exons: 1
Coding region: 150-1109 (319 amino acids)
Biological process (GO): G protein-coupled receptor signaling pathway
Cellular component (GO): membrane
Molecular function (GO): olfactory receptor activity; G protein-coupled receptor activity
Source: RefSeq, a predicted model, not a curated record
CUCCUGUGAAAUUCAAGGGGUUUGUAUUUCAGAAACUUUCACUUGCUGUUUUUUCCUCUUUGUCUUUUAUUUCAGACUUUUCAGAGAUGCUUCUAUAGGUUCAAACUCAAGCGCUUUCUCUUUUUCUGUGCAGUUGCCAUCGCUCUAAAAUGAACACAACGGAGCAAGUAUCGUUUUUUAUCAUUGAGGGAUUCAAGGAGAGGAAAUUGAUUCUGUUUGCUAUUUUCUUGCCAAUGUAUAUUCUGAUACUGGUUGGAAACAGUAUGAUUAUAUAUCUGGUCAGAACUGACCCGAGACUGAAUUCACCUAUGUACUUUUUUCUCCACUGUCUGUCCUUCUCUGAUUUAAUCUACACGUCAAAUACAGUUCCUAACAUGCUUUCAGGAUUUCUAGUGGAAGUGAAGACCAUUUCCAAGGCAGGCUGCUUUGCACAAAUGUAUAUUUUUAUCUCAAUAGGUAUAACAGGACGGGGGUUUUUAACGGUGAUGGCUUUUGACCGAUAUGUGGCAAUUUGCAACCCGUUGCGCUACACGUCAAUCAUGACCAGAAAAGUACGAUAUUUGCUGUUAUUUGUAUCGUUCGUUUUUGGAUCUUUCAUUGCUUGGCCAGCUUUCUCUUUAGCAUUGCCUCUACCCUUCUGUGGGCCAAACGUAAUCAAGCACACUUUCUGUGAUCAUUCCUCACUUAUACGCCUGGCCUGCACUGACACUUCAGUAAAUAAUAUCGUAGGACUAUUUUUUGCUUUAUUGUCCCUUCUUUCUACUUUCCUGCUGAUUCUCAUGUCAUACAUUUUAAUUGGGAAAACCAUCAUCAAAAUGGGCUCAGUUGAAAGAAAGAAAGCUGCUGCUACUUGUGUGUCCCACCUGAUAGUGGUGUGUAUCUCUUAUGUGUCUUCCGUAUGUGUGUACAUCUCUUAUAGAAUACCCUCAUUUGAUGCAGAAGCACGUUUGAUUAUUUCUGUGCUUUACUCUGUCCUGACGCCCCUGCUGAACCCCUUCAUUUACAGCUUGAGGAAUAAAGAGCUGCAGGAUGCGAUGAAGAGAGCCUUCUGCAAAUUCUUUAGAGCAUCAAACAUGGUCAGAAAAACUGUGCCCUCGAUAGUAUCGUAAACUGAUGUCUGCCAAAAAUGCACUGUUUAACAGAGCACUCGAAUUGUUGAAUGGGCUGUGCUGUUCUGGCACAGGGAUCAUUUAUGAGCACGUUUAUGGGCUUUUUAAAAAACAAACCAAGGAGAUCUGUAUUGAAACCUAUUUAAUUUGGUACUGGACUGACUGAUUCUACAGCCUGCUCUUCUCUUUUAUUGUAACAUUUCUUGACAAUGUGAAUUUUGACUUAAAGUUUGAGGAAACUUUAAGUCAAGGGAGCUUAACCAGUAACAACUAAAACAAACCCAGUUUUAAUAAUUAUAUAUCUUAAU